Molecule: messenger RNA, 1248 nt
Organism: Hibiscus syriacus
Lineage: Eukaryota; Viridiplantae; Streptophyta; Magnoliopsida; Malvales; Malvaceae
Product: protein MIZU-KUSSEI 1-like
Exons: 1
Coding region: 183-977 (264 amino acids)
Biological process (GO): hydrotropism
Source: RefSeq, a predicted model, not a curated record
UAUCUUUUGUCAGCACUCAGGUUUCUCUUGCACCAAGGCAAGGCAAUGGCAAUGGAGCCCUCACCCCACAGCCGAUAAAGAAACACAUUUCUCUCUUCUUUCUCCAACACCAUUUUUAAACCUGAGGAGCAGUCGGCUUUCCCUAACCCAUUUGCUUUCUCCGUUUUCACUACCAUCCAUUAAUGGAGAAGACCUCUCAAGACACCUCCAAAAUACACUUCCACUGGACCAAAAAAGUCGGAACUCAAGACGACGAUGGCGUCGAACAAGGUUCAACUUCCAAGCAGCAAUCCAAUCAACAACAAGACAAGAAGCAGGGGAGUGUUGAAGUUAAGACACGUGUUGAUGUUCCUACACCAAGGAAGAAGCUACAGGCGGUCGCCACCGCAAGGCUUCGAGCUGUUCUUACGGCUUUCGGGAAGAACCACCGUUCGAACCCGCCGUUUGGUGGUGGUUCUCUUGGACCUCGAGUUGUCGGCACCCUUUUUGGUUCCAGGCGUGGCCAUGUUCACUUCGCUUUUCAGAAACAACCCAAUUCGCCGCCGGCUUUCCUCGUUGAGCUCGCCACCCCCAUUAGUGGUCUGGUUCGGGAAAUGGCGUCCGGGUUGGUACGGAUCGCUUUGGAAUGCGAUAAGAAAGAACGCAAAGAAGACGAAGAUGGUCAUAAAAAAGCUGUGAGAUUACUUGAAGAGCCGGUUUGGAGAACUUACUGUAAUGGAAAGAAAUGUGGGUUCGCAACGAGGAGGGACUGCGGGGCUAAAGAAUGGAAUAUUUUGAAAGCGGUCGAACCUAUCUCCAUGGGAGCUGGGGUUUUACCGGUGACUGAACCGGAAGGUGGAGCCGGCGACAGUGAGCUUAUGUACAUGAGGGCUAAGUUCGAGAGAAUUGUUGGAUCUAGAGAUUCUGAAGCAUUCUAUAUGAUGAAUCCUGAUAGCAAUGGAGCUCCUGAACUUAGUAUCUAUUUGCUUAGAGUCUGAAAGUCGCCAUGGAAGCUCUGAGUUAAAACCAAAACUUCGUUUUCGAUGUAUUUUUCUUUUUCAGUUUUAAGAAGGGGUAUACCAGAUUGAUAUUUUGUCUUCUUCUUUUCUGUAUUCAUUACAGCCAUGGAAAUGGAGCACUCUAGUUUCUCUGUAUUCUUUUAGUUUAGAUGGAGGGGCCAUACAUUAUUAAUAUAUAUGUAUAGUUUUCUUCUUCAAUGCUUUUUCAAAAUAAUGAGACGUUGAAGAUUGAGCUUAGUGCAUCCAAUGA